Molecule: messenger RNA, 1095 nt
Organism: Sinocyclocheilus rhinocerous
Lineage: Eukaryota; Metazoa; Chordata; Actinopteri; Cypriniformes; Cyprinidae
Product: small nuclear ribonucleoprotein 25
Exons: 5
Coding region: 194-730 (178 amino acids)
Biological process (GO): mRNA splicing, via spliceosome
Cellular component (GO): U12-type spliceosomal complex
Molecular function (GO): protein binding
Source: RefSeq, a predicted model, not a curated record
UGUUAAAAAAAAAUGGAUAUAAGGAAAGCUGGAACUUAACAGAACUGUAGAUGUUACAAUUUCUUCACAAAUAAUUGACCAACUAUGCCAUUUAAUUCCAUUUAAAUUUACUAAUAGUUUAUUAAACAUAGAAAGAACCUGACACUUUAAUGUCUUGUAUUUCUAGAUAGUUUUCGCUUGUUAUCAGUUGAACAUGGAUGAAUUAAAGGAAGGAUCCCCAAAGAAUGUCGACGAGGCUGAGUUAGUGGAGAAAACUGUUGUAGAUGAAAUUAAAGAAGAGCAAGAAGAAGAAGAAGAAGACGACGAGGAGGCAUUGCCCCACUCUGAAUUUCUUGACAUCUUUGAGGAAGGCCUGGCUCUGAUGGUGCAGGACCCUUUACUGUGCGACCUGCCAAUUCAGGUCACGUUGGAGGAGGUGAACUCUCAGGUGGCUCUGGAAUAUGGUCAAGCCAUGACUGUUCGUGUUUGUAAGGCUGAUGGAGAAGUCAUGCCUAUUGUGGUUGUGCAGUCUGCUACGGUUCUGGAUCUCAAGAAAGCCAUUUGCAGAUAUAUGGAGCUGAAACAGCAGCGAGAGGGGGGUGUCAAACACAUCAGCUGGAAAUAUGUGUGGAGGACAUUUCAUCUGGUCUUCAAUGGAGAACAAUUAGAAGAUGACAAAAGAAAGCUUAAGGACUACGGGAUCAGGAACAGAGAUGAAGUGACGUUUUUGAAGAAACUGAGGAGGAAAUGAACAGAGACCAUUGCCAGUUUUCUUUAAUAGGCCAAAUUUGUAAAUAGAUAUUUAAAGGCGUUCUGUUCCAAACACUGUUCACGGCUAUUUUUCUGUGGAACAACAACAACAAAAAGCGUUUUUCUUUCUCUAUUUUUUUUAGCCUUUUAAACUGUUCUUUUCCAUACAAUAACAACAUUUCAGUGACCACUGAAAUGGAACGUGGCAGCUGUGGUCACCAUGAACUCUGAGCAAUGCUCUUUUUUAAAACUGCUUUUGGGAAGACUUUGUUUAUUUCCUAAUCCUGUGAAGAUGGACACUUGUUAAAGCAAUUAUUCUAACAAGUAACUUAAAUAGUUAUUUUUAGAAUACAUUUUAUAAAGGCA